Messenger RNA from Exophiala oligosperma, 1865 nucleotides. RefSeq lists its product as uncharacterized. The transcript has a single exon. Gene Ontology annotation, cellular component: endoplasmic reticulum; membrane. The record is from RefSeq and is a predicted model, not a curated record. Gene Ontology annotation, biological process: C-terminal protein methylation. Gene Ontology annotation, molecular function: protein C-terminal S-isoprenylcysteine carboxyl O-methyltransferase activity. Bases 596 to 1360 code for a protein of 254 amino acids. NCBI's taxonomy places the organism in Eukaryota, Fungi, Ascomycota, Eurotiomycetes, Chaetothyriales, Herpotrichiellaceae.
AUCAGAGUGGCAUCCACUUUCGGCGAAGAGUCAUGUAAAAAUACACUGCUCCGUAGGUACCUCAAGAAUAAAAAGGCGCAUUGUUCGUCGGCAUCUAUCCAGAUGUCCACACGGAGUAUUCUGGAGGUAUAUAUCUGUCAACUCGAGCUUGAACUGUCGAAACCAAGACCUACCUGGUAGUUAGUUGCCUUACUGUUCUCUACAAGACCCUGUGGGAAACACCAUUCCAGAUCACUUUCACUACACCUUUGUCACAUUAUCCAUCACACACGCCCACUCUCGGGCAUCUGGCCACGUUCUUAGUUACGGCGGCUCUAUCAAACCCUUGAUCACCCUCCAAGUGUCCCCUAGCUAUAUUGCCCCACCAUUCUGCUCACCCACGAGAGGAAUCGAAUCUUGUCCUCAAGCUCAGUACCAGAAAAAUUGCCCCGACGUCCAAACGACACCGGGCCUACUCACUUGAUCGACAAAAGACAAACAAACCACCCUACUUGUGGAUACUCGUUUCCUCGAUACUUGAUCGACUCUCCCCUGUCUCGGCCACAGGGUGUUUUUUUGGGACAAGAAUAAUACAAACCACCACCUUUGAAAAAAAAUGAACCUCCUGCCCACCUUCGACCUCGGUCACCUCACGUUCGGGUCGGUCUCUCUGGCCCUUGCGUGUCUGUUGACUGGGUACCUCACGUCGCUGUCCAUGACGCCACCCAACCCCAACCCGGAGACGAAGCCAGACGUGGACGACAGGCUCCGCGGAGUGUUGACCGACCGCACCAUCCGUAACCGUCGACUCCUCUACAAUGGUCUUUCGGUUUACCACGCCGUCAUGGUUCUUGUUCUCGCCGCUGCCACCGCAAAAGAACCGACCUCGGCGUCCAACGACGGUACGGUGUUGUGCCCUUGGCCCGAAAACCUCAACCGCGGACUCUUGUUCACCUGGUCCCCUUACCUCGCGAUCGCCCUGGGUCUGGUGUGCCUCGUGGGGGCUCCUCUCCGGCUCGCCGCCUACGGGGCCCUGGGUCGCAACUUCACCUUCCACCUGCAAAAGCCGUCGGAGCUCAACACCCGCGGCCUGUACCGGUACAUGCAGCACCCGAGCUACACGGGCAACGUGCUCGUGAGGGGAGGCUGUUUCGUCGUGUUUUUGCGUUGGGACGGCGUGAUGGGUUGCUGGAUGCCCCCGACGGCCAGGGCAUGGCUGGACGGGUUCGGUUGGACGGUCUACGUCUUCAUGUUGGUCGUCAUGGUCCGCGCCGUCCGCGGCAGGAUCGUCGACGAGGAAAAGAUGCUCGGGGACAAGUUUGGCGACGUGUGGGUGCAGUGGCACAAGAGGACGGCUAGGUUCGUGCCGGGAAUCUUCUGACGGGGAAGAAGGAAAAGAAAACUCAAAUUAAAACAACUCGGGGGAGGGUGCCCGAAGGUUCAACCCAAGACAUCUUGGGGCGAGGUCGACGCGCCCGGGAGAGAGGGUGGAGGGGUUAUAGACUCCGUAUAAGGAUCGAGCCUUGUGUGUGUAUGUGUGUGCGUUUGAGGUGAGUGAGCACAAUUGUAUAUCAUGUAUAGGGUAGGGGCAAGGCCGCCGUAAUUCCGUCUAGUCUGACGCUGAGAGUGUUGUUGCUGUUGUUGCUAUCAGAGAACGUUGAGCUUGGGACGACCCUUCUAGACUUUACAGUGUGUAGGGAGCAUUAUUGUACCUCUUACUGCUGGUAGGAAUGGCGAGAGCACCCACGGACGGUCCCUGCACUUUUGAAGAUAAGCCUAUACAGGGUCAAGAAGCAAAACGAGGCAUGUUGUUCUGGGGAUAGGUGAUAGAUAUUAACCUAGGUAGACUACCUUUCAAGUCUCGACUUGCUCUUGCUACUUCCAAC